GCUAUGCGUCAGUCUGACUUACGCCAUCCUCCCUAAACACUCUCGGUCUCUCAAGAGGAUACCAAUAAUGUCGAAAAGAGCCUCGCCACGCGAACUAGAAUCCCUACACGCUCCAGUUUCUCCUCCAAUGCUGAAGCGAAAAGCGCAGUCUCCAACUCCACCAUCGGAAAAGAGGUUGAAGGAGGGGAAGGCACGAAUGGGGCCUGAGGAUGAAGGCAGUAGCGACUUGAUGGCUGUUAAACCGAGGAUAAGGGUAGCUUCACCCUUCCAACUCACGAGAGUUGACGAAUUACCCGAGAGCGAGAAUGUCGACGCGGUGGGAAUUAGAGAUAUUCUUCGCAGAGGUCCACUCAAGGAGGUUUGGAUAUUCAAUUACUUGUUUGACUUGGAUUGGGUUAUGAAUCAGUUUGAUCCUGACGUCAAGGACACAGUGAAAGUGAGAAUAGUCCAUGGGAGCUGGAGACGGGAGGACGCCAACCGAGCUCGAAUUCACGACCAAGCGGAGAGUUAUCCUAAUGUCAAGCUUGUUUGUGCCUUUAUGCCUGAGCCCUAUGGAACCCAUCAUUCUAAGAUGUUUGUUCUGUUCCGGACCGAUGAUCAUGCUCAGAUCAUAAUACACACCGCCAAUAUGAUCCCGUUCGACUGGCAGAAUAUGACACAAGCUGUCUGGCAAUCUCCACUUCUCCCCCUCUUACCCCAAGAUCAUGGAUCGCCUCGCGCCCAGACCUUUAAACCCAUUGGACAGAGGUUCAAGACCGAUAUCUUGGCCUACUUCUCGGCUUAUGGCGAGGGGAGGACAGACUUUCUCACUACACAGCUUUCGAGAUACUCUUUCGAUCCGGUCAAAGCAGUAUUUGUCGGUAGUGUCCCCGGGAAAUUCCACAUUGACGCAUCCAACGGGAAAGGCUACGAAUGGGGUUGGAGGCGAUUGGCCAGUGUCCUUCGGAAGGUGCCCCUUCGAAGUCCUGAAGCCAAAGGCUGCAUAGUAGUCCAAGUGUCCUCUAUUGCUACUCUCGGAUCAAAGAACACAUGGCUUUCCCCAGUCCUAUUUGCAAGUUUGAAAACGAGCAGGUUCACAGCAUCCGCUGAGCCAAAAUUCCACGUGAUAUUCCCCACGGCCAACGAAAUCCGCGAAUCUCUAAAUGGAUAUAGAAGUGGCUCAUCUCUGCACAUGAAGUUUCAGUCCCCAGCACAGCAGGCACAACUGGGGGCGAGAGCAGCACCUCAUAUAAAAACCUACAUCCGCUUCUCAGACACCGACUGCACGCAGAUUGAUUGGGCCCUUCUAACAUCAGCAAACAUUUCUAUCCAAGCCUGGGGCGCCGCAGAGAAGGACCCGAUAGGAAGAAUUAACCACAGAGAAGUGCGCAUCUGCAGUUACGAAGCAGGGGUUCUGGUGUACCCUGAGAUCCUAGACGUGGAAGAAAUGGUGCCGACAUUUAGGAAGGAUAUCCCGGAUGAGAUUGGAGAUGGGGGAACAGCGGGGUUGAGGAUGCCGUAUGGGUUGCCGUUGCGGAAGUACGCUUCAAACGAAAUGCCGUGGUGUGCUUAUAAGAGUUAUUCGGAUGUGGAUUGGUUGGGACAACGUUGGGAAGCGUGAUUGACGGAGUUGGCGUGGGGUGGACUGAGAACUUGCAUCACACUGUGUUUUCUCAUGAUUUCUGGCUCUGGUUGCUCUGGAAACAUGAAGUGUGAGAGGUGAUUAAUGUAUAAUAGUUUACUGCAUCAUGUGGGAUCUGCUCGGGCUUUCUAGGUGGGUACGGUGUUUGCUAGACCUGAUACAAUAUAUGACUUAUGGUAUGCUUUU
Tuber melanosporum (Perigord truffle) is the source of this 1807-nucleotide messenger RNA. RefSeq lists its product as uncharacterized. Bases 68 to 1600 code for a protein of 510 amino acids. Gene Ontology annotation, cellular component: nucleus. Gene Ontology annotation, molecular function: 3'-tyrosyl-DNA phosphodiesterase activity; double-stranded DNA binding; single-stranded DNA binding. NCBI's taxonomy places the organism in Eukaryota, Fungi, Ascomycota, Pezizomycetes, Pezizales, Tuberaceae. The record is from RefSeq and is a predicted model, not a curated record. Gene Ontology annotation, biological process: single strand break repair; double-strand break repair. The transcript is spliced from 5 exons.